Messenger RNA from Salvelinus namaycush (lake trout), 1850 nucleotides. RefSeq names its product 5'-AMP-activated protein kinase subunit gamma-2-like. Lineage: Eukaryota; Metazoa; Chordata; Actinopteri; Salmoniformes; Salmonidae. The record is from RefSeq and is a predicted model, not a curated record. The transcript has 11 exons. Bases 21 to 947 code for a protein of 308 amino acids.
AACCAGACAGUGAUAUUUACAUGCGCUUUAUGAAGUCCCAUAGCUGCUAUGACAUCGUUCCCACCAGCUCCAAGCUGGUUGUGUUUGACACUGGACUGCAAGUGAAGAAGGCUUUCUUUGCCUUAGUGGCCAAUGGGGUGCGUGCUGCUCCACUGUGGGACUCAGAGAGGCAGUGUUUUGUGGGAAUGUUGACAAUCACAGACUUCAUCAUCAUACUACACAGAUACUACAAGUCACCGUUGGUGCAAAUAUAUGAGUUGGAAGAUCAUAAGCUUGAGACGUGGAGAGAAGUAUAUUUGCAAGAGACAUUCAAACCUUUAGUGAACAUAUCACCUGAAUCAAGCAUAUUUGAUGCAGUGUAUUCCCUCAUCAAAAACAAGAUCCACCGUCUGCCUGUCAUCGACCCUGUUACGGGAAACCCACUUUACAUCCUCACACACAAGAGGAUCCUCAAGUUCCUACAGCUCUUUGUGCGCGAGAUGCCCAAGCCAGCCUUUAUGAAGCAGACCUUGGGGGAGCUGGGCAUCGGUACCUACAAGAACAUAGCUUUCAUCCACCCUGACACACCCAUCAUCAAGGCCCUGCAGAUCUUCGUAGAGAGGAGGGUGUCUGCCCUGCCUGUGGUGGACGUAUCUGGGAAAGUGGUGGAUAUUUACUCCAAAUUUGAUGUCAUAAACCUGGCAGCAGAGAAGACGUAUAAUAACCUGGACAUCACCGUGACCCAGGCUCUGAGGCAUCGCUGGCAGUACUUUGAGGGGGUCAUGCAGUGCCACAAGCUGGACACACUGGAGACCAUCGUGGACAGGAUUGUCAAAGCAGAGGUCCAUCGGUUGGUGGUGGUGGAUGAUCGCUCGGCCAUCGAGGGCAUCAUCUCCUUGUCUGACAUCCUGCAGGCCCUGGUGCUCAGCCCAGCAGAUGCCUGCAGAGAGGAGGGCCUGCUGGAGUGAGAGGGGAAAAGCUGUGGGGACCACUGAGGUUGAAGGCUGUCAUAAAACUUAGUAUUCUACUUCUAUGGCUUCAGACAUGGGGCCCAGAGCCCUUGGUAUUGAUGCUCUAGACUUUGAAACCAAAAGGCUGGGCUGGACUGAUACGGGGAUGUAAAGGGCUCUAAUGCCUGAGGACCAGCAUCUCUCUGUCUAAAUGGAACUGGGCUUCAUUCACUGUGGGAGGGUUUUAGUAGGGUGGAAUGAUGACGCAGGGUGAGGUUGAGCCAGUCUGGAGACUGUGGCUAUGUAUAUGAGAGCUAUGUAUAUUUUGGUUUUGCUCUCUAUCUUGCUGCUCUGUCGUUGUUCCAGCAACAGUGCCUAGUCACUCCCAGUAAGUUUUAAACCUUCAAGGAACAAGAAGAUUGACAGAUAUGGUCAAAGCGUCUUAGACUUGAUGAUACACACUUUAGGAUAAAUGGCAGGUUUUCAUGCUUUACCUUGUAAUGGUGGAAGGGUCUGUAUUUUUAUAUGAGUAAUAUGCUGUGAAGAGAGACGGAACAUAUAAAAGGCCAUAUUUUAAGACGUGUUUUGCCUGCUUCAUGUACUUGCAAAGGAAAAUGGCAGAUUCUGAACUGCUCACAACUGGUCUCCUGUGCUGUGGCCAGAGUAACACAACUCGGACAAAACUCAUCUCUGUUCUAUUACUGUAAAUAACAACGUUUUGAAGAAAAGUGCCAGAGAAAGCUUUAUUUUUUUUAAAUCUAAGUUUAAAACAAAUUAUGUUAAACUGACUACAGUUUAAUAUUCUUUUUGUAAAUAUAACGUGGCAGUAAAAUGUUGUAUUCAAAGAUGGACUGUACAUGUGCAAGCGAUAAAUGACACUAUAACAGUUAUAAAUGUUGUUCUUUACUUUUCUAAAAGCAG